Molecule: messenger RNA, 1413 nt
Organism: Plasmodium vivax (malaria parasite P. vivax)
Lineage: Eukaryota; Apicomplexa; Aconoidasida; Haemosporida; Plasmodiidae
Exons: 3
Coding region: 1-1413 (470 amino acids)
Molecular function (GO): protein binding
Source: RefSeq, a predicted model, not a curated record
AUGGUACUGGAAGAUUUUAACACCCUACCCCUAAUCAAGUCCAUAAGAGAAGAUAACCUUGAAAAUGUGCUCAAAUUUUUGGUGGAAAAUUACAAAGAAUAUGAGGUGAAUGACAAGGGAGAGUAUACCAGUAAAAUCGAAAUCAUAGACAAGCAGACGCACUCCACACCUUUGUUUUACGUGACGGCGAGGAAAAAUGAUGAAGAAUCGGUAGAGAUAUGUAAGUUACUAAUUGAAAGAUUUGCCAUUUGUAAUCCCACGGCAAAAGAUUUAAUGAAACAGACUUGCUUGUUUUAUGCUGCCAGAGAAGGGCAUACCAAUUUAUGUACGUAUUUAAUUGAAAAGGGUUGUAACCCUAAUGACGCGGAUAAUUUUGGACAAACGUGCCUUUUUUAUGCUUCAAGAGAAGGGAAGACUGAAUGUGUGGAGACUUUAAUAAAGAAAGGGGCCAACCCUAACUUGCUAGAUUUGAAUAAACAGACUUGUUUGUUUUAUGCGUGCAGGGAUGGGCGAUACGACACCGUGAAGUGCCUGCUGGAGAACGGGGUGAACCCCGCCAUCAAGGACGCGCAGAGGCGAACCGCUUUGACCUUCGCCAAGGGGAAUGGGCACAACAACAUUAUCAACUUGCUCAAGAGUGCGGGGACCCUCAGCAAGCCGUCUGCGGAGGCGGCCACCACAAAAAACGCAGCUGGUGCCCAAGGAGGGAAGGUGAAGAGUGAAGGAAACGCAGUUGCCAGCACCCCCGGGGAUCCCAACAGUAAUGCCAACGCGCUGCGAAAGAAGUAUAAGCUGCAGUACCGGCCGCUGGAGGAAGAAGACCCGCAGCUGUGGGUGGACGCGCCACUGAUCAAGUUAAAAGAAUUUGAGAGGAAGUUCCCCGACAUAGCCUUGUGGCCAAGGAACGUGACCACCACUCCAAACGUAGAAGUGAACCACUCAAAUGAUCCCUUCAACAAGCAGUGGUACCUUUUAGCCAACCAAAUAAUUCAGAGCCUAAGCAAAUACGAAGGGGGGCAUAUCUUCGAAAAGCUAGUAGACGCGAAAAAACAAAACUGUCCAGAUUACUACGAUGUUAUAAAAAAUCCAAUGUCAUUUAGUUGCGUAAAAACUAAAUUGAAGAAGGGUCAAUACGGGUUGCCGACUGAAUUUAUUAAAGACGUCCAAUUAAUUUUUGAUAAUUGUAGCUUGUAUAAUACGUCUGGGUCCCUUGUUGCCAUUACGGGGAAGAACAUCGAGGCUUAUUUUAACAACCAGUUAAUCGUGACAGGGUACAAUAACUUCGUCACCAAGGCGAACACCAUAAAUGAGCGUUUGCAAAAGGUGGAAGAUGAAAAUGUCAAGUGGAGUGCCGAGCGGGAGCAGCCGGGCGAGGAGAACAAGGAGCAGCAGCCAGUCGCACCGACCGUGUGA